Abrus precatorius (Indian licorice) is the source of this 642-nucleotide messenger RNA. RefSeq lists its product as uncharacterized. The record is from RefSeq and is a predicted model, not a curated record. The transcript has a single exon. Bases 1 to 642 code for a protein of 213 amino acids. NCBI's taxonomy places the organism in Eukaryota, Viridiplantae, Streptophyta, Magnoliopsida, Fabales, Fabaceae.
AUGAAGAGAUUACCAUAUCCCCUAGCUCCUUCUAAAAAGGACAAGGAAAGGCAGUUCAUGAGGUUUAUGGACAUAUGCAGUAAACUUCAAAUCAACCUACCCUUUAUGGAGGCCCUAGAACAAAUGUCCCAAUAUGCCAAAUUUAUGAAGAACCUCCUCGCCAAAAAAAGGUGGUUUCGAGAUGAAGAGACAAUUGAAUUGGAAGCUAGAUGCAAUGCCAUCAUUCAGAAACCUUUACCGGGAAAUUCUAAGGAUCCUAGAGGCUUCACCAUUGCAAUCUCAAUUGGAGAGAUAUCUGUUAGUAAAGCCCUAUUGGAUUUGGGAGCUAGUAUGAAUUUAUUACCCUUGUCAUUUCUGAAACAGCUGGGAAAGAUUGAAGUUAAGCCGACAAGGAUAACCUUACAACUAACAGAUAGAUCUAUUAAGUAUCCCUAUGGGGUGGCUGAAGAUGUGCUUGUAAAAGUAGACAAAUUUUUCUUCCUUGUUGAUUUUGUGGUGAUGGACAUAGAGGAAGACACUGAAGUCCCUCUCAUUGUGGAACAUGGAACAUUAAAGAUCGGAGCUCAAGAUGAAGAGGCUAAAUUUGAAGUAUUUCCAUCCACCCAUGGUGAAGGACUGCCCACAGCCGAGGAUAACUUGUAG